AUGGAUCUGGUGGCGGGAAAGCCGCGACAGAGGGCUUGGAAGCCUAAGGCGAGGUCGGGUUGUAAGACGUGCAAAAUACGCCGUGUAAAAUGCGACGAAGAAAAACCUCACUGUACCCGCUGCACCUCCACAGGCCGCACCUGCGACGGCUACGAUUCAAACUUCCGAUCCCCAAAGGCCAACACUUCCUCACCCCCAGAAGCCCAAAAUCUAUUAUCAUCAUUCUGCUCAGGAUCCACCCAGCGCACCCUCCGUAACCACUCCCCAAUCCCACACCCCCUCGCCCCAGCCCUCCCCCUCUCCACCACCGAAGAAAAAUUCAGCUUCUCCUUCUUCACAUCCCACGCGAUACCCAAACUGCGCGGCUUCCUCGACUCCCCCUUCUGGCAACGCGAAGUGCUCCAAGCCGCGCACCGCGAGCCCGCAAUCCAGCACUGCAUCAUUGCCCUAGGCGCCAUGUACCGACGCUUCCACGAAGGCUCGCACUCGCACAUCCAGGAGAGCGCAAUGGCGGAUCAACACUUGCAAUUUGCUUUCUUGCAGUCCAACCGGGCUAUCAAAGUUCUCUUAGGGAAGGGCGGGACGAGUGAUUCGAAGACGUCAGGAAAAGAUAAAAUGACCUUAAUGACAUGUGCGAUUCUCUUCAGCAGCAUGUGCUGUCUUCAAGGCUAUCAGAAACACGCCGUGGAGCACUUGCGAAGUGGGAUUCGCAUGCUGAACGAGAUGGAUGAUGCGGGGGAGGCGGUGACGGAGCACGCUGUGGAGCUGGAAUCGCUACGCACGAUUUUCGUAGCGCUGGAUGCGCAGAUACGAGCUAUUAUGCCAUCUGCGCAAUCGAGGAGCUGGGUCAAGAAACCGAAAGUAAAGGCUGGGGGUCAAGCGUUGGAGGCGUGCCAGAAGCUUAGUAUGGCGAGUUUGCUGGGGGUGCUGAGGCAUAUGGAGUGUCUACUUAGCCAUAUCCAUGCCUUUAACCAAAAGACUUUUUUGAGGGGAGCGGGGGAGGAAGAGCAGGUUGGGGUGGAGUUGGGGGAGCUGGUGGAGAGGUUUCAUGCUGGGGCGAGGGUGAUGAAGAAGUUGUGGAGGGAAGCGGAGAAGAAGAGUCGCGACGAGUUUACGCAGCCGCUGAUUGCGCUCGAGCUGAUGCAGUGCCAGAUGGAGUAUUUGCUAAGGCUGCCCCGGGCGGAUAUCGUGGCCAGAUUUCCUUGCUUGGCUGCGUUCCAGCAUGCCAAAGAGCCGUUCACGACCCCGUUUGACGAGGCGGCUCUGUUUGCCAAUAUCUUUGAUUUAUGUGAUCAGCUGUUAGUUGUGCCGGGGGAUAGGUCUUCACCGGUUUUUAUGACUUCAAUGGGGCCAACGGCGGCACUGUGGUUCAUAGCCAUUCGCGCCCCUGCUUCCUGUCAGGCACUGCGGCGGCGUGCUGUCGGGAUGAUGCUGAGCUACCCUCGAAGAGAAGGCUUCUGGGAUGGCAUGGUCGCUGGUUGGAUAGCGGACGAGGCUUUGUCGCUUGAGCAGGAACGUACGAGAGCGGAACUGAACAUUCCCAGUGACGAUGCAGUGGGCGAUUUAGAGGUGCCGGAGCAUCUGCGCAUCAUUUCUUUUUGGCUGACAUAUCCUGACGAUGAGGAUCGAAAAGUAAGAGUUGGAUUCUCGGAUGCAGGAGAUUUGGUUGUGGGGGUGCCAGGUGCUGUCAAGUGGUUUACCUGGUGA
Molecule: messenger RNA, 1707 nt
Organism: Bipolaris victoriae FI3
Lineage: Eukaryota; Fungi; Ascomycota; Dothideomycetes; Pleosporales; Pleosporaceae
Exons: 2
Coding region: 1-1707 (568 amino acids)
Biological process (GO): regulation of DNA-templated transcription
Molecular function (GO): DNA-binding transcription factor activity, RNA polymerase II-specific; zinc ion binding
Source: RefSeq, a predicted model, not a curated record